Molecule: messenger RNA, 514 nt
Organism: Ixodes scapularis (black-legged tick)
Lineage: Eukaryota; Metazoa; Arthropoda; Arachnida; Ixodida; Ixodidae
Exons: 7
Coding region: 68-514 (148 amino acids)
Source: RefSeq, a predicted model, not a curated record
CCUGCAGGCCUGUCUUCGGACAGCGCCUUCCACCGCAACCAGUGGGAUAUGCUACGCAGCAGGGGCCAUGCAGCAUCUUCAGACCAGUGCAGAAGCAUUCCUCGGCGGAGCCUACAGCAGCGGGGGAGCAGCAGCUGGGAGCUCGGAAACCCUGCAGGCCUGUCUUGAGACGACGCCCUUUACGGCAACCAGCGGGUUGCGCUACCAGGCAGCAGGCACCGUGCAGCAGCUCCAGGCUGGUGCAGAAACAUUCCUCGGUGGAGCCUCCAGCAGCGGGGGAGCAGCAGCCGAGACCUCGGAAACCCUGCAGGCCUGUCUUAGGACGACGCCCUUUACGGCAACCAGCGGGUUGUGCUACGCAGCAGGGGCCAUGCAGCAUCUCCAGACCGGUGCAGAGCCAUCUACGAUGGAGCCUCCACCAACAAGGAAGCAGUGGCCGGGACCUCAAGGGGAACCCUGCAGGCCUGUCUUCGGACAGCACUCUUCACCACAACCAGCGGGAUAUGCUACGUAA